AUGAAAGCAUACAGAGCUAUAGCAACACUCAAUCGCGGGGAUCGAAAGCAUAUUGAAAGAGCAUUCAGGUUUAUGGAAGAGAUUAUCAGAGUAUUUCAUAGUGCUCGUGUUCCUUUAAAGAAUUCUCCACCGUUUAUAGUAGAUAUAGUUAAAGAUAUGUAUCUUCAUCUAUCAUCAAUCGUUAGUCAUGAUGUCUCAGUUGUUCUCAAUAAUGAUUAUUUGAAAGCAUUCCUCAUUAACUUCAAUCACAAAGCUAAGGAUACUUUAAAAGCAUUCCGAAGUAAUGGCAUUGGUAAUGAAGGCUCUGCUGAACGUAAAGUUGUAAUUAAACUGUCCAUUAUCUUCUCAAAUAUGCUGUUUGAAUUGAAAGAAUACUUCCCAGAUUAUGUCUAUGUUGCUAGCGCUUAUCGCAUCAGCAAACGCGAAGCAGAAAAUUUCUGGAAAAACCACUUCCCGGGAAAAAUAUAUGUAUCAUGGGAGGAUUUUAUAAAAGCCGCAAACACUAUGCCUAAUGGACCUCUAGAUAAAACAGAAAUGGAAUCCUUCAGACAAACUGUUGACAUCAUGGGGCAUGAUAUGGUUACUACUUUCGAAUUUGAUGUAUUCACAAGACUUUUCUAUCCGUGGUCUUCGAUCCUUCGCAAUUGGAGAGUUAUAACAGCUUUGCAUCCUGCUUAUGCGCCUACGCUAACCUAUGACGAAGUUCGCCAACACCUUGAGAAAUGUUCACACAUGCCUGGAAGCUAUAUGUACCGACUAUCCUGCACUCGUCCUGGUCAGUGGGCUAUUGGGUAUGUAGGGCAAGAUCACAAAAUCUACCAAACAAUCCCGCAAAACAAAUCAUUGAUUAUAGCAGUUCAUGAAGGAAACCGAGAUGGAUUCUAUAAAUAUCCGAAAGGUAAAAGGAUUGCUAACAUUGAUUUGGGUUCUUUGUUAGAAAUCUGUCCUGCUGAGCGUAUCAAGGUUCCUGCUGAUGAAUAUGAUGCUUACUGCGAAAUGGGUUCAUCAUAUGAAAUGUGCAAAAUCUGUGAUGACCGCAACAAAAACGUCCGGGUAGAGCCUUGUGGACAUUUGUUAUGUUCAGUAUGCCUUGCUAAUUGGCAGGAAGCUGAAAAUGGAAAUACGUGUCCGUUCUGCAGAGAAGAAAUCAAGACUACAAGUCUUAUUAUGUUCGUUCGUGAAACUUCUUCUAAUUUCGAAGAGAUUCCCAACGAUCCUGUUGAAACAGCAAUUUGUGAAGAAAUGGAUGAUACAAUAGAGAUGAAUUCCCAUAAUGGUAGUGCUCCUGAUCUCAUAGACAUGACGGAAAACGGUUUGCCUUUAGAUAUUCCUAUACCGCCUAGACUCCCUGAAAGCGGUCCACCACCUCUUCCUCCUCGUACUCACCGUCGUAAUCGUCAAUAA
Messenger RNA from Auanema sp. JU1783, 1404 nucleotides. Lineage: Eukaryota; Metazoa; Nematoda; Chromadorea; Rhabditida; Rhabditidae. The record is from the annotation of a GenBank genome assembly.